AUGGAGGAAGUCAGCCGAGUGCCGCUGGCCGGCUGGGCCGCCGCCGCUACCGGAGCCACCGGGCUCACUGGACUGCUGCUUUACCGGCUGCUCCGGGGGAAACGCCCAACGCAUUUGAGAGUGAACUGCUGGUUUUGUAACCAGCAUACAGUAGUGCCCUAUGGCAAUCGUAACUGCUGGGACUGCCCCAAAAACUGUGAACAGUACAAUGGAUUUCAGGAGAAUGGUGACUACAAUAAACCUAUCCCCGCACAACACAGUGAACAUCUGAACCAUGCAGUAUCCAGUGGCAGCACGAUCAGCGAGGUCACAAAACCGCAACAGUGGGUGAACUGUCAGCUUCUGCUGUGUAGGAAAUGCUUCAAUAAUCAGAACACCAAGAUAAAACAGCUGGCAUCCUUCAUUCCCAGGGAAGAGGAUCGAUAUGAUGAGGAGAUUGAGGUGUACAAACAUCACUUGGAACAGAUGUACAAACUCUGCCGGCCAUGCCAAACUGCUGUUGAAUUUUACAUCAAACACCAAAACCGGCAGCUGAGGGCAAUCAUGCUGAACCACCGACUGCAACGAAGGGAGGUUGACAAAAGUUAUGUACAGAGUUUUGCCAGUUCCUCGUGGAUGCGGGUUCCUGUGCCAGUCAUUGUCCUGCGCUUUCUGGCAUUCCUCAGCUGCAUGUUCCUGGUGUCUGUGGCCUGCUUGGGUUCCAGGGAUCUGUUCCCUCCUUCCUUGACAAAAACUUCCAGAUUUGAAGCGCAGAUCGGGAACGCCUCCAAGCCAGAUAUAAGGCAGCCCACUUUUUGGGAGGGGGUCCUUGAUCUCCUCCCGGAGCAUACGCUGGAGAGCAUUAACGACGCAUGGCACUUUGGGAGAAACCAUCAAGUUGGCUUAGUGGUCUUGGGUCUCCUGGCUUGUGUCUUCGCCAUGGUUUUAGCUGGUCGAAUCAGGAUGCGACGAGUUGACGCUUGUGCGUCCUUCCUUUGGACCCUGGUGAUGGGCAUCUAUCUAGCAGAAACCUACCUUCUUAGUGAAUCACCAAGCUGGCUGGACACUGCCAAGCUUGGCACAACAUCCUUGUGUUGCCUGGUCGGUUUUGCCUCUGCGGUGGCCACGCGGAAAGCAACAAGUCAACGGAGACAGCGGCCACGAAGGUACGUUUCUGGUGACCCUGCCUCUCAGUUUGGAAGCUUGGAUAAUGGGGUUGUUCUUCCGGACUUGUCGUCUGCAUUGGUAUCCACUCCACCGGGACUUCUGCAGUUGCUGAACCAGCAAGUCAAUCGCUCACAGCGCAAAGCCUCAUCGUCUUCCUUGCCUGGACGUCUGAACAGAGCUCUUUCCCUUGGAACCAUCCCAUCCCUCACCCGAACAGAUUCUGGGUACCUGUUCAGUGGCAGCCGUCCAGCAUCUCGGGCGUCCACAUACAAGGAUUCUCCAGGGUCAGAUUAUUAUUCCUUGCUGUCAGGAAGUUAUGCCUCGUCGCCUCUGCCAUCACCUACCCCAUCGGUGGCAGGCUCAGCCACAUCUAGCUGUGGAUCAAUGCUUCACAGACGUCCACUGAUUAGCCCGGCCCGCUUGAACUUGAAGGGGCAGAAGCUGAGCUUUACUCCCACCCAGUUUGACAAAACACGUCACAACUUUGAAGACGCCCCGUACCCAGACAGCAGCCUGUGUCCAUUGGAGUUCACCAACUUCAUGACGAAAAGUCUAAGUGAGUUACUAGAUGUGAAUCAGUGCUUUUCAGUGGUGUACACCAGUAUCGUGUUUGCUGCAGGUAUUCAUCACUUCUGUUCUGUCUUUGCAGCAUUGUUUUCUUUUUAA
Staurois parvus is the source of this 1812-nucleotide messenger RNA. Lineage: Eukaryota; Metazoa; Chordata; Amphibia; Anura; Ranidae. The record is from the annotation of a GenBank genome assembly.